Betta splendens (Siamese fighting fish) is the source of this 3574-nucleotide messenger RNA. RefSeq names its product BLOC-1 related complex subunit 6 (gene borcs6). The record is from RefSeq and is a predicted model, not a curated record. The transcript is spliced from 7 exons. Gene Ontology annotation, biological process: lysosome localization. The coding region runs from base 104 to 1438 and encodes 444 amino acids. Lineage: Eukaryota; Metazoa; Chordata; Actinopteri; Anabantiformes; Osphronemidae. Gene Ontology annotation, cellular component: BORC complex.
CAAGCGGAACUGUUGUGUCGGAACUUGUCGGGACGCAUUUUCAAAGCGGACCCGGUUGUUGAUUAAAUCUUUCUGGAUAGAAACUGCUCCGCAGUUGGAGGGGAUGAGUCUCUCCCCUGUGACUGGCACAGAAGUGCCAGAGACAGCCAACGGAGUCGCGACACCUGUCUCAGAGAACGGCCCCUAUGAUCCAGUCUCUGUAAAUUAUGGAGACAGAAGAUUAUCAUGUUCUGAGGAGUCAUCAGAAGAUGAGUCCCUGAGACACACAGAGAAUCAUGUAGAUGGGGAGAACAGAGUUUUCAAGGAUGAAGGUUACCUGGAUACAGAGAUAGACAUUCAAGAAAUUACAUCUGCUUUAUCAAUACAUGGGUCUCAAGGGACAAACCCUUACUCACCUGAUACAGGAGACGUAGGAUCAGAAUCCACCACCACAAACAUUCCUGAGGCCAAUGAAAUUGUUGAGACUGCUGGUGCAGUACUUCCUGGGAAAUCGGCUCACACCAAAGACUCAUCUCACCAAGGAGGCUCCCUCACAACAGAUAGAGAGGGUAUAGACCCAGUGACUGCAGACAGAGACACUAACAACAAGGAGGAGGUCGGAGUUGAAGAGAAGGAAAAACAGGAUGAUGAGGGUGAUGAGAAGAAUGAAAAAAAGUGGAAGAGCCAGUUUGCAGGAGGCAGAACAGAGUAUAAGUCUUCACAGCAUUAUUCCUCGUCAGCCCCUGGGUCUAGUACCUCCUCAUACUCUUCUCCCCCACCCACCAUGCUUCUCUCAGACGAUGUCCCCUGCCCUCCACACGUCAUGGCCCAGGUGUGGGUUCGCAAUGUCCGUGGGAUGCAGGACAGCAAGAGUCUGGACGAAAUCAGCCAAGUGUGUGCAGGAGGUUCCGGUGCCCGGGGAGGGGGCAGAAGUGGGCAGUCAGAGGGCCGACGGGCUACAAUCUCCUCAGCUCUUGAGCUAGAAGGGACAGUCAGUCAGGAAGGAGACCUGACUAACUUCAUCACAAAGAACCUGGAGCAGAAGAUCAAGAUGAGCUCCAAGCCCAGCCUGGACUGCAGCGACUCGGACUGUUCAGGUCCCAUCUACAGAAGCAGAGGGUUGACCCGAAGACCAGCCGACAUCCCACCCAUCGAUCCCACUGUACUAUUGGACCUUCAGAAACACACGCAGGAAGUCGCACACAGUGUGGAGAUGAUGAUGCGGAGCCUGAAUGGAACCAUCCAAAACAUGACGGCUCUGAGUGUGGGAUACAUCCAGACCUACAGGGACUCGGUGGACAGCCUGGGAGAAUCUGUGGACAUGAGUAUAAAGGGCAUGUACACGCUGAUGGCCCGUUGUGAAGAGUUGGAUCGUUCCAUGCAGCCCAUACACACCCUGUCUGCACAGAUCCGUGACAUCAAACGCACCCUCGAUGCUCUGGAGGCAAUCUGCAAGUAACCCCGCCUCCCUGGUGCUAACAAAACACCCCAGCUGCGAGGAUCCAACAUCAAGCACAGACCUGAAUAAAUCUACUCCCUCUGCAGGUAGCACACACAUACAUCACUGCGAAGAUUCAGAGCAGUCCGGAACCAUGGGAGCAUUGUGACUAGGCAAGCGAGCACCUGUCGCUUGCUCACUGUUUGAAGGUUAUCGUGUUUGUAUUGUGGGAUCUCAAAAGAACUAUGCUUAAAAUGCACUCGCGGCUGAGAUUUCUUUUCUCUUUUUUUUUUUUAAAUUUUGUUUGGAUUUUUUUUUAAAGUGUUCCACUUUUGGAGACACUUGGCCAAGUGCCCUGCGCUCGCACAGGCACACGCAUCUUUGAAGAAGUGAGGGUAGACUUUCUCUUUUCACACUUGAAAGUGUCUGGCAAAUUGUGUGUCACCAUCCGUCCAUGAUUGCACUAACUUCUUCUCCCCAGCUGGGGUCAACAUUUCUCUCUCUGCCAGAAGAGAGAGGCCAGUAGGAACUUUUCAGAAAACAGUGACUUUUGCACAAGAACAAAAAGUCUAUUUUUAAUCUUAUGCAGCAACGAUUUGAUUUUUCACUGCAAGCUAAAUGAAGGGAGUGGAGCUUUGUAUUUGUCUGUCUGUUCAUAUGUUCCGUUUUCUCGACUUGCAUGUGUUUCAGACCUCUGCUCCUCAGUUCCAUCGCCAAGUGACUAGUGCAGUCAGAGCCACUUCCCCUGGUGGCCAAUGAAAAGCCACAACAUUUUAAUAAAAAAAGCUUACAGUUUACAAUUAAAGUUUACAACACCGAUCUAAUUUUAAAAAAGGACCAUGUGUUAUUUGGCCUAAAAUCUCACCUUUCUCUUCUGUGUCAUUGACAUCCUAUAUUGCUUUCACCGUUAUUUUUAAUAUUGAACUUAACUUUAACUUCAAACUAUGAAACUGAAAUUUUAGAUAUAAAAAGUUACACCACCUCAGUCAGCGAACCAGAAGAUUUGUUAUUCCCAGGCAUGUAAGUAGCUUACAAACUACUCGCUGUCAUUAGUUUCAUGGCGUUGGUCCAGUUAAUGGUAAACUCUUUUGGAAAAAAAAGCUUUUCUAGCCAAGAACCUAACUUAGCUGUUUAUCCUAAACUCUGCAUGAACAUUUUGCAGUUUUGGCUGUAACCGUACGUUUGACUCUGUUGAAAUUGUAAAAACUCUGCACUGGUCUGUUUUGACUACAUUUUUAGCUGAAUCUUGGGGAAAAGUCUGUAAAUGAUAUGAAAUUACUGAAAAUUACGAAAUGACUUAAAAUUAUGUUUUCUGCUCAGUGUCAUUAACAAUACAAAUGUAAGACACAGAGAAAAAGAGGACGAGCAUUACUCUCUGCACACAGAUCCAUUUAGUAAUGAACUCCAGGAUAAAAGACUUAUGUUACAACUUCAAGCCAUGUGCUCUUAUGGAGCCUUCUAAUUGAUUUGGGGAGAAACUGUGGUACCGUUGUCAUUGCACUGGUAGGUGGACCGUACUAUAUCACAGUAUGUGUACUAGCUUUCAUAUGUGUAGCUAUUGCUGAUGUCAGGCAAUUUGUAAUAUGACUUGAAUAGUGUUAACUGAGUUGCUGUGGCUUUCUAACAUUGGACACACAAACUCCCUACGAUGUGUGUUUUGGGAUAUUUCCUCAACAUGGUGUUAUUAGAGCAAUACGGCUAACAGUAAGUACGCGUUUCAAUGCUCUCUAUAAUGUUGACGCUUACAGUUAGUCCUCUUUAAGGUGUUGGCCUCAAACGUUACACGCGACCCGGCUUUAUCCAAACAAUGUCCAUCUGCGAACGACGCACCAGUUAUUGUUCGUUCACAUCUGUGGGAGAUGAUGAAGAUAUUGGCUUCACCAUAAGCUCAGGUUGGCGUCACAGCCUGCGUUUUGUCUAAGGAGAGGAGCUAAUUUACUGGAAUGGUGCAGAUAAUGUCCAGGGAAUGGAUAUUUGGGAGCCUCUGUAUAUUUUUGACUUGCAGAAGCAGAUCUUCAAGAUGGGAGAUGAGAGAAAAUGCCAUUUUCCUGUUCAUUAUGAUAUGUAAAUGUAUGAAUUUUCAUCAUUUUCUGUUGUACAAUCAGUUGCACUUGUGUACAUAUGAUCUCUUUCUGUAACUAAAAUGAUUUAGACACC